GCGCGCUCCCGGUGGGGCCGCGGCGGCUCCUCAGCCGGUGGAGCCGGACGGCAAUCUUGGGGCAGCGGCUUGGGCGGCCUGGGUCGGGCGGGCGGGCGGGCCCCGCGCUUGCCGCCUCUGCUGCUGCUCGCGCCCGGCCCGUCAUGGCCGCGUCGCCAGGCUCAGGCAGCGCCAACCCGCGCAAGUUCAGCGAGAAGAUCGCGCUGCACACGCAGCGGCAGGCCGAGGAGACGCGGGCCUUCGAGCAGCUCAUGACCGACCUCACCCUGUCACGGGUACAGUUUCAAAAGCUCCAGCAACUGCGCCUCACACAGUACCAUGGAGGCUCCCUGCCCAACGUGAACCAGCUGCGGAGCAACACAUCAGAGUUUCAGCCAUCAUUUCAUCAAGCUGACACUGUUCGAGGAACUCGGCAUCACGGGUUGGUGGAGAGGCCAGCUCGGAACCGCUUCCAUCCCCUCCACCGAAGGUCUGGGGACAAGCUGGGGCGGCAGUUUGAUGGUAGUGCAUCUGGAGCCAGUUACUCUUCCCAGGCUCUGGAUGAGAGUUGGCCAAGGCAGCAGCCUCCUUGGAAAGAAGAAAAGCAUCCUGGAUUCAGGCUGACAUCGGCUCUUAACAGGACCAAUUCUGACUCUGCUCUUCACACAAGUGCUCUGAGCACCAAGCCCCAGGACCCCUAUGGAGGAGGGUGCCAGUCCACCUGGCCUGCCCCAUACAUGGGUUUCUGUGAUGGAGAGCGUGACAGCCAUGGGGAAGUGCUGUCUUUCCCUGGUCCUUUGAAAGAAGAAAAUCUGUUAGCUGUUCCAAAGCCACUGCCGAAACAGCUGUGGGAGACCAAGGAGGUUCAGUCCUUGUCAGGGCGCCCUCGAUCCUGUGAUGUCGGAGGCAGCAAUGUUUUCCCACACAAUGGUCAAAAUGUAGGCCUCUCCCCCUUUCUGGGGACCUUGAACACUGGAGGGUCAUUGCCAGAUCUAACCAACCUCCACUACUCCGCGCCUCUACCGGCCUCCCUGGACACCAGUGAGCACCUCUUUGGUAGCAUGAGUGUAGGGAACAGUGUGGGCAACCUCCCAGCAGCAAUGACCCACCUGGGAAUAAGAAGCUCCUCCGGUCUCCAGAGUUCUCGGAGUAACCCCUCAAUCCAGGCCACGCUCAGUAAAAUCACCCUGUCCUCGCCCCUGAGCAGCCACCCACAGACAUCUGCCCCCAAUACAUCUGCUCUCCACCCCUCACUCCGCCUCUUUUCCCUUAGCAACCCCUCUCUUCCCACCACAAACCUGAGCGGCCCCUCUCGGCGCCGGCAGCCCCCCGUCAGCCCCCUCACGCUCUCUCCUGGCCCCGAAGCACAUCCAGGUUUCAGCAGGCAGCUCUCUUCAACCAGCCCGCUGAACCCGUAUCCUGCCUCCCAGAUGGUGUCCUCAGAGCGAAGUCCACUUUCCUUCCUGCCCACAGAAGCCCAGGUGUCCCCCCCGCCUCCUUACCCCACGCCCCAGGAGCUGCCCCAGCCACUCCUGCAGCAGCCCUGCCCCCAGGAUCCCUCUGCUCAGCAGUCCCUGCCUCAGACAGACUUCCAGCUUCUUCCAUCCCAGGGCUCGUCUUUGACCAACUUCUUCCCAGAUGUAGGCUUUGACCCACAGUCCAUCCAGUCAGGCCCAGCCUUCCCUCAACAGGUACCCCUGCAGCAAGACGCCCGAGAACCACAGGAUUCGUUGCAUCUGAGACCAAACUUGUAUUCCAACUGUGGGAACUUCCAGAACACAGUCCUGACAGAAGACUCAAAUGCCAGCCUGUUCAAAGAUCUCAGCAGUGCCCUGGCAGGCAUGCCUGAGGUCAGCCUGAAUGUGGACACUUCAUUUCCAUUGGAAGAGGAGCUCCAAAUUGAACCCCUGAGCCUGGAUGGACUCAACAUGUUGAGUGACUCCAGCAUGGGCCUGCUUGACCCCUCUGUGGAAGAGACAUUUCGAGCUGACCGACUGUGAGCAGAAUGCAACAGGACAGAAGUUUUGAAACAGCCAAAGCAGAUGGGAAGAGAAUGGAGCCAGUAAACCUGGACAUUAGUUAUCUCUGCGUGGAAGGAUCCAAGCCCAGGCACUAGGCUUUUAGCUCAGGUUCCAUCUCAGGCACCAUCACCUUUCCUAUACACAAAGCUCCAUCCUGCCUCUCAGACCUGCAGCACAAGCUACUGUGGUAGGCAGGCUGCUUAUGAGCUUCUGAUGAGCCAGACGCUCCUUCCCCUGACCUUUCCAUCUUUCUGUUGGUCAUCCAGCCGGUCGAUGUGUAAAUGCAGAAAAUACUGGUAGAGGAGGCCUCUUUAGCAGCAUGUAGUGCUCAGAACCACUGAUCUGUCGACACUGAAGAUGCAGCCGGGGGGGAAGGCUGGCGAAGGUGGCUCAUUUUCAGGCAACGGUACCUGGACACCAUGAUGCCUUCACCAUGGCACCCAUAGGCGAGGCACCUUUGCUGGUGGACAUACCGAAGCCUCAGCCAACAGCCAUGGCCCCUUACGUGCCUUAAGUAAAAUACAAAGAUGUUUGACCCUGAGUCCAAGGACAGGCUCAAGUCAGGCAAGCUGCGUGCUCGUUUGUUUCCUCCUGGUUUGUAAUCUCUCUUCUGCUGCUUCAGUACACUUGUCCUUUGUACAGGAGGAAAGGAAGACUUUAUUCAGUCACUGAAAAAAGCCCCCCAGGAACAGACAAGCCUGAAAAGAACGGUGCUCCUUGAAGGCUGAGGAAGAAGAGGCAACUGAAGGUGUCUUAAACUCUGGAGAAGCACACGCCUCCUCCUUCCUGCCUCCCUCCCUCCCAACCAACUGGAGGGAGCUGCCCAAGGUCCUGUGAGACCCAAGCGCCGAGCCGAGCCCCCCUGGCCUCUGCAGGGCAGUGUCCUUGUGGGUCAGGCAUUUGACAGUCUCAUUGGACUGGAAGCCCCUGGCCUACAGGGACUGUGCCUUCCUCCUCACCGAGCCCCUAGUACCUAACAGGUGCCUGGCCCAGAACAAGUGCUGUGUAACUGCUUGUCCAAUGCAUUCAUGCAUGUGUGAGCGAAUGAAUGAACAAAUGCGUGAACAAACCUGCCAUGUUAGGAGGCAGUCUAAUCUAUAGCAAACUCCUUUCCUGCCACACCUCAGUUUUACUUUCUCUAAUACUUGUGCCUUUGGCUACCUUAUGUAUGCACUUCGAUAUGCUUUUAACAUUAGGUGACCUGUCUAGGCACCCAUUCGGGUUGUGUGCUGUAGCAGGUGGUGGAAGUUGUCUUCUGAGGGCAACCAGAAUGGCUGAGCAAAGCACAGCCUUCACCUCAAAGGUCUUCCCCAGAUCCAUGUCUUGCUCCAAACAGCUUCAGAGAUUCAGGCUUUGAGGUGGAAGAAAUUGAAGGUAAAUGAUUGAGUAGUAAGCCCUAGUUAGACCUUAGCCGAUUCCACCACUGAUUAAGCCGGAGAAAUAGUGACGACCACUGAGGAGGAGCAGGUGUGAAAGGUGGAGGAGAAAGCUGGGAGCAUGCUAAAGGAGGGGUGAGAAGCUGGACCUUUGCCUCGAUGGCGUUGUCCUUCCCAGAGAUGCCACAGCAUUGCUGCUGGUUCUGGGCCACGGGGAGGAAGCCGCCACUCCUGUGCCUUACAAGAGGAGGCUUAUCACAGCUUCAUCCUCCCCACAGCGCCCCCCAUUUCUCCACCCUCCUCUUACGGGAUCACCUGGGAACCCAAGCAUUCCUGUUCUGUUUGCCCCAGGCUCCUGCGGAGUUAGACAAUGAAACUAGAACCCUUGCCUGCUGCCCUCAUUCCCAAUGAGACCUUCUGAGCUCCAUGCUUGAGAGCUCACAGGGAGUGGUGUUCUAAAGGAAAAGGGCCUUUCAGGGCUUUAAUACCAUCCAGCACCCCAGAGUACCAUGGGAAGCCAACUCUUCUCAAAGGCUCCCCUGAAGUUGAAUCUCACCUUUCAGGGAAUUGUGCUGGUAUAGGAGUUGUAUUUUUGAAGAAAGGGGGUCCCUGCAUAACCCACCUUUACAUAGUGCCUUCAUAUGGAGAUGAUUGCGCUGGGGGCCCCCUGCCGGUGGAGGUGGAAGUGCAGAAGACAGUGCCCUUGGGUCCAGUAAUCUGAACGUGACACAGCCCACCUUGUGUGGACAGCCACCCAACCCCGCAGGACGUGCCCCUGUGAACCUGCAUUCAGCCCCUGCCGUGACCAAGCUCUCCUGGUCCUUGGCACUGGAAAUAGCUAGGCUUCCAAAACACUAUUUUCCGGGCU
This is a messenger RNA of Perognathus longimembris pacificus (Pacific pocket mouse), 4244 nucleotides long. RefSeq names its product CREB regulated transcription coactivator 3 (gene Crtc3). Gene Ontology annotation, molecular function: cAMP response element binding protein binding. NCBI's taxonomy places the organism in Eukaryota, Metazoa, Chordata, Mammalia, Rodentia, Heteromyidae. Gene Ontology annotation, biological process: positive regulation of transcription by RNA polymerase II; protein homotetramerization. Gene Ontology annotation, cellular component: nucleus; cytoplasm. The transcript is spliced from 15 exons. The record is from RefSeq and is a predicted model, not a curated record. The coding region runs from base 144 to 1979 and encodes 611 amino acids.